Mesocricetus auratus (golden hamster) is the source of this 857-nucleotide messenger RNA. Its product is annotated as prolactin-3B1-like. Gene Ontology annotation, molecular function: prolactin receptor binding; hormone activity. Gene Ontology annotation, cellular component: extracellular region. Lineage: Eukaryota; Metazoa; Chordata; Mammalia; Rodentia; Cricetidae. The record is from RefSeq and is a predicted model, not a curated record. Gene Ontology annotation, biological process: female pregnancy; positive regulation of receptor signaling pathway via JAK-STAT; mammary gland development. The transcript is spliced from 5 exons. The coding region runs from base 49 to 714 and encodes 221 amino acids.
AGCGGCUUUCCUCUGUUGUAGUCCACAGUGCAACACAUCUUCUCAGAGAUGCAGCUGCCUUUGACUCCACUGUCCUUCUCUGGGACACUCCUUUUGAUGGCAAUGUCAAAUUUUCUCCUUUGGGAACAUGUGACCUCCUCAGCAAGUCCUCGUUUAUCCACUAGAAACUUGUACCAGCGUGUGGUUGAAUUGUCACACUGCACCCAUGAUCUUGCCUCAAAAGUUUUCACUGACUUUAAUAUGAAGUUUGGUAAGAGUAUUUGCAGACAGAAACUGAUGUUAUACACCUGCCACACCUCCUCUAUUCCUACUCCAGAAAACAGAGAGCAAGUCCACCAAACAAACUCGGAAGAUCUCCUGAAAGUGACGAUCAGUGUUUUACAAGCCUGGGAGGAGCCUGUGAAGCACAUGGUGGCUGCAGUAGCUGCUCUUCCAGGUACAUCUGAUGCCAUGCUGUCAAGAGCAAAAGAGUUGGAGGAAAGAGUUUUAGGCCUUCUGGAGGGACUGAAGAUCAUACUCAACAGGAUUCAUCCUGGAGCUGUUGAAAAUGACUAUACUUUCUGGUCUGGAUGGUCAGAUUUGCAGUCAUCUGAUGAAGCUACUCGUAACAUUGCUUUUUAUACUAUGGGCCGUUGCCUGCGCAGGGAUACACACAAAGUUGAUAAUUAUCUCAAGGUUUUGAAAUGCCGAGAUAUCCAUAAUAACAACUGCUGAGCUCAAAUCCUUAACCACUGUCAUGGAGAAGGUCCAGACCUCAAAGUUCCAUUGAGUCUUUACCUUUUGGUUCAUUCCUUGGUUUAAUGGGCAUGUUAUUCAAAAAUAAACAUUGAUUCUUUGAAAUGCUUAAUUCAAAAUGA